UAGCGUGUCACACCUGCAAAGAAAGGCUCCGUAGUGGAAGCGAACCGGCCGUUUAACCACACCCGUCCUGCGCCGCGAACCGUUCCCCCCUAGACGCUUUGCAGCAGGUCCGCCCUCCGCCGCCGAAUUCGAUUUCCAGCUAUGGGGCUUUCGUUGCGCAGAUCGAUUUACCCCUGCUGGGUCUUGAAGGAUAAAUAUUGAGUCUUGUAGGAGCCUGCCAUAAGUGAUGGCAUGAUAGGAUGUUGAUCUAAACCUUUUUAUAUACGGAGGAAAACAUCCUGAGUCGAAGGAACCAUUUAACCACACCUUGGUCCUGCGCGGCUGCAUGCGCCGCAAGCUGUUCCCCCUUGGACCUCGACGCUUGCCGUCCGCCCCCCUCGGUUUCCAGCUACGGGGGCUUUCGUCAAGCAGUUAACAGGAGAAUUUGAUGACCCUAGGGAAGUCUUUGAAGUUGUCAACCGAUCCACAUAUUCUCCAAGAUCUUCAACCGAGGGAAGCCUUUGUUCCAGAACCUGCUGUGAACACCGUAUAUAAGAAACAAGAUCUGCACUCGCUGCGAGAUGGCACAUGUGCUGUCAAUGCUAUGUAAUUGAAGGCGGUUGUUAAGAUACUCCGUCUACGGUUGCCGGUGUUUUUUAAGAGUUUUUUUAACGUGUCACACUCUACAAAGAAAAGCUCCGUAGUGGAAGCGAAGCGUCCCCCCCUAGACCCUUUGCAGGUCCGCCCUCCGCCGCCCAAUUCGAUCUCCAGCUAUGGGGCUUUCGUUGCGCAGAUUUAACCCUGCUGGGUAGCUAGCAGUGGAUCGAUGUGAAGAGAUCUGCAACCGAGCUAGGGAAAUCUUUGCUUCAGAGCUUGUUGAUCAAGACCGCAGUGAACAAGAUGGAGUUGGUUGUCGGUGCUUCAGAAGCCGCCAUGAGGUCUCUGCUUGGCAAGCUGGGUGGCCUUCUCGCCCAGGAGUAUGCUCUGGUCAGCGGCGUCCGUGAUGACGUCCAGUACAUUUACAACGAGAUGGCCAUCAUGCAGGCCUUCCUCCUCGACCUCAGCUCUGCCCCGGAGGAGCAGGGCCAUCGGAUGAAGGUCUGGAUGAAGCAGAUCCGUGACAUGACCUACGACUGCGAGGACUGCAUGCAUUACUAUGCCCACCUCGUCCCUAAUGACUCCAUCAGUGAUGUCAAAUGUGCCUUCAUAGUCAGAACCAUAUAUGAACUCAGGACAUGGUGGCCUCGCCGUGAAAUUGCUUCCAACAUUGCUGACCUCAAGAUCCGGGCACAACAGAUUGCCGAACGACGCGGCAGAUAUGGAGUUGACAACCCAAGCAACUGCAAUGGCAACAGUUCCGGAGCCCGUGCCGCUACGUAUGACAUUGCGGAGCAUCAGGUCGCCAGCCGUCAGCUCAUCGGUAUGAAGGAGCCUGUGGGUGUGACGGCUGACAUGAACAAGCUUGAGGAGUGGGUAGACAGACCUGAUAAGGACAUUGGUGUUCUGUCCAUAAUCGGAUUCGGCGGUGUGGGGAAGACCACCAUUGCCAUAGCAUUGUACCGGAAAGUCAGUAAUAAAUUUGACUGCCGUGCUUGGGUUAAUGUGUCCCAGAACUACGACAAAGAGGCAGUCCUAAGGAGUAUUCUGAAACAAGUCAUGCUACAAGACAAAGAUCAGAUUUCUCGGGAAAAAAAUUUCCAAGACGGAGAUCAGGAGGCAGUCCAAAGCACAGGGGAGGGAAGCUCGGAGAAGAAGCACCUAGCAGCACACGUUAUGAACACAUUAAAGCUGCCAUUCGUCAGAGGGCACAAGCAGCAAGGCAAUGAUGGGAGCUCUGAUGAAAAGCAGAUGAAGAUUGAAACAAUGUACGGUGAUGAACUCGUCAACGAAGUGAAAAAGCACCUGAAGGAAAAGAGCUACCUGCUCUUAAUUGAUGACAUAUGGUCUGCAAAAACAUGGGGGGAUAUCAGAAAUUGUUUGCCUGUAGAGAACAAAAAAUGCAGUAGAAUAAUAGUGACUUCAAGAUUUCAAGCUGUUGGUGCAGCGUGCUCACCAGUUGGCACAACUAAUCUUCUGCAUACAGUUGAUUUUCUCAAUGCUGUUGAGUCCAAUAAUUUGUUCAAGCAAAGUGUCUAUGAAUCCAAAAGAAGCAAAGAAAGCGAAAAGGUACGGGACAAAGUCCCAGAGGAGAUAUUGAAAAUAUGUGGAGGGCUGCCGUUGGCCAUAGUCAGCAUGGCUGGUCUUGUAGCCUGCAACUCAAGCAAGGCCCUUAGUCACUGGGAUAAAGUUUGCAAAUCAUUAUUUCCAGAGAGUGUGACUGCUCUCUCCUUGGAUGGGGUUACAAGGAUACUUGAUUUCUGUUACAACGAUUUGCCGGGAGAUCUUAAGACCUGUGCACUGUACUUGAGCAUGUUUCCAAAAGGUUCCAAAAUUAGUAUGAAGCGUUUGACUCGGCGAUUGACAGCUGAAGGUUUUGUUAGUGAGAAGCAAGGGCUCACGGAGGAGGAAGUUGCAGAGACAUACUUUAAUCAGCUCAUGAGAAGGAAGUUAAUACGUCCUGUGGAGCACAACAGCAAUGGAAAAGUAAAAACAUUUCUAGUUCAUGAUAUGGUUCUUGAAUACAUCGUUUCCAAGUCAAGUGAAGAGAACUUUAUUACUGUGGUUGGCGGCCAUUGGAUGAUGCCACCACCCAGCAACAAAGUACGUCGACUCUCUAUGCAAAGCAGUGGUUCCAAGCAUGAAAAUAUGACAAAAAACAUAAACUUGUCUCAAGUGCGGUCAGUGACUGUUUUUGGAAGCCUGAAGCAAUUGCCUUUCCAUUCAUUCAAUAAUGGAAUAAUACAAGUGCUAGAUCUUGAGGGUUGGAAGGGUUUGAAAGAGAGACAUCUGAAGAAUCAUAUAUGCAAAAUGCUUGUGUUGAAGUAUCUAAGCCUCCGAAGAACAGAGAUUGCAAAAAUCCCCAAGAAGAUUGGAAAAUUGGAGUAUCUUGAAACUCUUGACAUAAGGGAGACACAUGUUGAGGAGCUACCCAAAUCUGUAGAGAAGCUAAAACGGAUCAGUAGCAUACUUGGUGGCAAUAAAAACCCACGGAAGGGCUUGAGGUUGCCUCAAGAAAAAAUUAAGGAACCAAAGGAAAGUACAUCUGCUCAGGAAAAAAGCGAGGACGACACAGUUACAAGUACGUCCACGCAAGAGAAAAAUAAGGAGGGAAUGAAAGCACUCCGUGUACUGUCAGGGAUUGAAAUUGUUGGGGAAUCAACAGCUGUCGAUGGCCUUCAUCAGAUGAUAGGGCUAAAAAAACUUGCUAUUUACAAGCUCCAUAUAAAGAAAGAUGAUAAAAUCUUCACACAACUACUUUCCGCUAUUACGUACCUUUUCAGCUGUGGUCUGCAAACUCUGGCAAUCAACGAUGAAGGUUCUGAUUUUAUCAACUCACUGGACUCCAUGUCCUCACCUCCAAGGUACCUCAUCGCCCUUGAACUGUCUGGGAUGUUGGAAAAGCCCCCAACGUGGAUAUCCAAACUCCACACCCUCAGCAAGUUAACGCUAUCUCUGACAGUUCUCCGGACUGAUACAUUCAAGCUCCUCCAGGACCUGCCAUCACUGUUUUCUCUCACAUUUUCACUUAGUGCAGCAAAGCAGAAUCAGGACAUAAUAAAGGACAUCCUCGAGAAGAAUAAAUCAGAUUCUGAUGGGGAGAUCUUUGUUCCAGCAGGAUUCCCGAGUCUUAAGCUGCUACGCUUCUUUGCACCCCUUGUGCCAAAGCUGGGAUUUGGUGACAAUGCAAUGCCAGCAUUAGAGAUGAUUCAGGCGCGGUUUGAAGCCUUUGAAGGUUUAUUUGGCAUCGACACAUUAGAAAACCUCCGGGAGGUGCACCUCAGAGUUAAUGGCCUAGCUGCGGAAUUAAAAGAAAGUGAUGAAGCAGGAACACAAGAAACAGAAACCCCUAAAAUAAAAGAAAAGGAAAGGAAGGAAGCUGCUGAAAUCACCAGGUUCUUGGUCAAAGAUUUGAAGAACUACACUACUGAUAAGCUGAAGGUAAUCGUUGACUAUAUUAUCAAUGCUUGAAAUUGCAAAAUAAUUUGGUUGUUGUUUGCUAAAUAAAUAGGGAUGGCAGGUAUAUCCAUCCCAUGGUACUGUGUAUUUUUAUUUCAUUGUCAAUUGAUUAGUGUUUCGUUCUGUCAUGUAUGGCUGGAGCUCCUAGAUACACCGUUUCAGUGUUUGUUGGGGUAGUAAUAAAAGGGGAUACCCAAAGGAACUAUUGUAAUCUUUAUGUUGUGUUGUACACUAUUUCCUAUUGCUACUCAGGUAUUAGUUUACUCUGAUGAACUGAUGUACUCUGAUCAACAUUGCCAAUUUAGCUGUUUAAAUAA
Messenger RNA from Setaria italica (foxtail millet), 4352 nucleotides. RefSeq names its product putative disease resistance RPP13-like protein 3. The transcript is spliced from 5 exons. Gene Ontology annotation, molecular function: ADP binding. Gene Ontology annotation, biological process: defense response to other organism. The coding region runs from base 880 to 4047 and encodes 1055 amino acids. NCBI's taxonomy places the organism in Eukaryota, Viridiplantae, Streptophyta, Magnoliopsida, Poales, Poaceae. The record is from RefSeq and is a predicted model, not a curated record.